Messenger RNA from Chlorella variabilis, 1977 nucleotides. RefSeq lists its product as hypothetical. The transcript has 14 exons. Bases 1 to 1977 code for a protein of 658 amino acids. Gene Ontology annotation, molecular function: metalloaminopeptidase activity. The record is from RefSeq and is a predicted model, not a curated record. Lineage: Eukaryota; Viridiplantae; Chlorophyta; Trebouxiophyceae; Chlorellales; Chlorellaceae.
AUGGCGUCGUCAGCAGCCGCGCCGCAGGCGGCGGCUCCGCCCGCGGCAGCACCUGCCACCGACCCCAAGCUUGUGCGGAUUCGGGCGGCGAUGGCCAGGGCAGACGGCGGCAGGGGCAUCCAGGCCUUCAUUGUCCCGUCCGAAGACCCACACAUGGCGAGUUGUGUAGGCGAGUGCGACGCCCGCAGAGAGUUCAUCUCAGGCUUUGACGGCUCCGCCGGUACCGCCGUCGUGUGCCUGGAUACCGCCGCGCUCUGGACCGACGGCCGGUACUUCCUUCAGGCGGAGGCCCAGCUGGGACCAGACUGGACGCUCAUGCGCCAUGGCACGCCCAACUGCCCAGAGGUGCACGAGUGGCUGGCGGAGCACCUGCCCGAGGGCUCCCGCGUGGGCAUCGACCCUGCGGUACACACCGUGGACGCCGCCGAGAAGCUGAAGGCCAAGCUGCGCGCCGCGGGCAAGCAGCUGGUGGCGCUGGGCAGCAACCCGGUGGAUGAGGCGUGGGAGGGGCGCCCUGCUCCGCCAGAGGCGCCGCUGCGGGUGCACCCUCUUGAGUGGGCGGGGCAGAGCGUGGCGCAGAAGCUGGAUGGGCUGCGCCGCCAGCUGGCAGAGGCCGGCGCCGGCGCCCUGCUCGUCACGAUGCUGGACGAGGUGGCCUGGCUGUUCAACCUGCGGGGCGGGGAUGUGGCCUACAACCCGGUCUUCCUAUCCUACGGCGUGGUGACCGCAGACGGUGCCACCCUGUAUGUCGACCCCCGCAAGGUCACCCCAGAGGUGGCUGCGCACCUGGGGGAGGCGGGGGUGGUGGUGAAGGAGUAUGGCGCUCUGAUGGGGGAUGUGCGCGGCAUGGCGGCGGCUGGCACCAAGAUCUGGCUGGACCCGUCUCGGGUGCGUGCGGCAGCCGGGAUUGCUGAGAUGUGCCCAGGGGGGUGCUCCGUCCUCACAAUUCACACACGCAUUCGCCCCACGCCGCUACCCUCAGCACACACACCCCACCCCCGCCUCGCCGCCGGCUGCCACCCCCCGCCCGCAGUCACCCUGGCCAAGUCUGUGAAGAACGACGCUGAGCUGGCGGGGCUGCGGGAAGCGCACUUGCGCGACGGCGUGGCGCUCACCCAGUUCCUGUGCUGGGUGGAGAAGGAGGUGGCGGGAGGCCGCGUGCUGACGGAGGUGGAGAUUGACGAGGAGCUGACGGCGAGGCGUGCGGCGCAGCCCGGCUUUGUGGAGCCAUCCUUCCCGACGAUCGCGGGCGCCGGCCCCAACGGUGCCGUCAUCCACUACCGCGCCCAGCCCGGCACCUGCCGCGCCGUGGACGCCUCCACCCUGCUCCUGCUGGACAGCGGCGCCCAGUUUGACUGCGGUACCACCGACAUCACCCGCACCAUGCACUUUGGCAGCCCCACACCACACCAGAAGGCCUGCUUCACCGCGGUACUGCAGGGCCACGUCGCCCUUGACUCCGCCGUCUGGCCAGAGGGCACCCCCGGCUGCGCCAUCGACGUCCUGGCCCGCACCCCGCUGUGGGCCCUGGGGCUCAACUACAGGCAGGCCUGCUGCCGGGCGGCGGCAGCUUGGCACGGCACCGGGCACGGCGUGGGCGCAGCGCUGAACGUGCACGAGGGGCCCCAGAGCAUCAGCAGCCGCUUCUGGAACACGCAGCCGCUGCUGGAGCGCAUGGUCUGCAGCAAUGAGCCGGGGUACUAUGAGGACGGCGCCUUUGGCAUCCGCAUAGAGAACCUGUUUGUAGUGGUGGAGGCGGCCACGCCGUUCCGCUUCGCGGGGCAGCCCUACUACACGUGCGAGCGCCUCACCGUGUGCCCGCUGCAGAAGAAGAUGAUUGCGGUGGAGCAGCUGAGCCAGAAGGAGGUAGCCUGGGUGGAUGCCUACCACCGCCAGGUAUGGGAGGCGCUGGCGCCACGCCUGGAGGGGCAGGCUGAAGAGCUGGAAUGGCUGCGCCAGGCCACCUCGCCGCUGUGA